AUGCCUGUAUCGCCUUCUUUUGCAUCGAGCAUAGAUUCGAUUAUCUCUCAUGAAACUAUGUCUUUACCAAGAAACCCUCCGUUUAUAGAUACGCCGGACAAAAUGCCCAAUCCAGCGGCUUCGCCCCAUAGCACGCUUCACCAUUUGAUAGACCCAACGUUGCCUCUGCUGUCCAGCACCACGUCGUCCUCUCGCUCGACCCUCAGUUCUGCAUUGAAUUCCCCCCCGCCUCCGCCAUUGGUCACUUCGUACUCCUCUUAUAACUCUUCUGCAUGCCAAUCCAUCACGAGUUCCCCUACCGACAACACGACUCUUACACAUAGUUCCAAGUUUUAUUUCCCUCACAGUCUCUCGCCCACACCGCUGUCUUCGAACAACUCGAGUCACGUCAUUUUACCACCCAUCUCUUCGUUCACCAACCUGAUCACCGCAGCAGAAAGAGAGUUCAACGGCAGAUCAAAUUCCUUGCACGCCAAUUUCACCGCCCCUGUCCCAAGAACCGUGCUGGAUCAUCAAAGACAUGAGUUGACGUUGUGCAACCCCAACAUCGCGACUGCCGUCAAGACCACUACGCCCUCGCCACCGGCUCAACAUCAGAAUAUACUGCCACCUACAGUGGACAACAUACCGAGAUCGAAAUCAGUAUCCAGUCUGCCUGCGAACGGCUUCCCACCACUGGUGGCCAAACAACACCAGCAAGCCAGCACCAGCACCAGCGCCUCUACCCUACCGUGUAUUCAUUCCCCAUUAACCAAUGAACACACGAACAAGUAUUCCUCGUCGCUGAAGGAUUCGGCAAAGAUAACCAAGCAAAGAAAGAAAAAGGAAUGCCCCAUAUGCCACAACUUCUACGCCAAUCUAUCGACACACAAAUCCACCCAUUUGACCCCAGAGGACAGACCGCACAAGUGCCCCGUCUGCCAACGUGGCUUUGCCAGGAACAACGAUCUUAUAAGGCACAAGAAACGCCAUUGGAAAGACGAAUUCAUGCAGAUAUAUGCAAGGGACCCCAACAGCAUCAGCGGUACUGACGAUGCUGACGACAUCGCCCGCGCCUCCUCAAGCAACGGCGACGACUCAGACGAUAAAUCGGCAGCCUCGUCUUCCGAGGAGACGAAACUACUGAAAAAAAACCAACUAAAAUCACUGUACAAGAUCAAAGGUGCGUUCAAGUGUCCUUACAAUUCCACUUUGAUAAACUUGGACAUGGAAGUGUAUCCGCACAAAACCCAAUCGCUCUAUUUUGAGCCAAUAAAUUGCCAUCAAACAGGCGUCUUUUCCCGCUGUGAUACUUUCAAAAACCACUUGAAGGCCUUGCAUUUUGAAUACCCGCCCAAAACUAAGAAGGAAGAUAGAAGUAUUGUCCCGGGCAAGUGCAAGCAUUGCGGGCUACAGUUCCCCAAUGUCGAUGUCUGGCUGAAUAAACACGUAGGGAAGGGAUGCGGCUACGAAUACCACUAG
Molecule: messenger RNA, 1461 nt
Organism: Saccharomyces kudriavzevii IFO 1802
Lineage: Eukaryota; Fungi; Ascomycota; Saccharomycetes; Saccharomycetales; Saccharomycetaceae
Gene: STP4
Product: Stp4p
Exons: 1
Coding region: 1-1461 (486 amino acids)
Biological process (GO): regulation of transcription by RNA polymerase II
Cellular component (GO): nucleus
Molecular function (GO): RNA polymerase II cis-regulatory region sequence-specific DNA binding; DNA-binding transcription factor activity, RNA polymerase II-specific
Source: RefSeq, a predicted model, not a curated record